Molecule: messenger RNA, 717 nt
Organism: Stegodyphus dumicola
Lineage: Eukaryota; Metazoa; Arthropoda; Arachnida; Araneae; Eresidae
Product: ATP-dependent DNA helicase PIF1-like
Source: RefSeq, a predicted model, not a curated record
AUGCAAGGCAUUGGAAGGAUUGUGACUACUGAAGAAGAACUGAAAGAGGCUGUGUUUCCGAAUGUGAUUCACCACUUCACUGAUCACGCAUGGCUGUGCGAAAGAGCAAUUCUUGCCCCAACAAACGAAGCCGUCAGUGUUAUCAACAAGGAACUUUUACAGAACUUACCCGGAACUCUUCAUAUUUACAAAUCUAUAGACACGACAUGCAAUAUUGACGAGGCUGUCAACUAUACGACAGAGUUUCUCAACAAAUUAGAGCCACCUGGAGUACCCUCCCACAUAUUGGACUUGAAGGUUGGAGCACCGAUAAUUCUCCUCAGGAAUCUGGAUCCGCCUGCACUUUGCAAUGGAACAAGACUUUCUAUCAAGAAACUGAUGCCAAAUAUUAUAGAAGCCACCAUCAUGACCGGACUUGCUGCAGGCGAAGAUGUGUUUAUUUCAAGAAUUCCUAUAAUCCCUUCCGAUCUCCAGUUUCAGUUUAAGCGUCUACAAUUCCCUGUUCGUUUGAGUUUCGCGAUGAGCAUUAAUAAGGCACAAGGACAAUCUCUCAAAGUUGUAGGGCUCGACCUCCGUAAGCCGUGUUUCUCCCAUGGUCAACUGUACGUGGGUUGUUCAAGAGUUGGUAAUGCCGAUAAUCUACACAUCUUAGCUCCGAAUGGAAGAACAUUAAAUAUAGUUUUAUCCCGAGGCUCUCUAACGAAAAGGACAAUCUAA